This is a messenger RNA of Periophthalmus magnuspinnatus, 3638 nucleotides long. RefSeq names its product phosphatidylinositol 4-kinase, catalytic, beta (gene pi4kb). Bases 269 to 2662 code for a protein of 797 amino acids. The record is from RefSeq and is a predicted model, not a curated record. Gene Ontology annotation, biological process: phosphatidylinositol-mediated signaling; phosphatidylinositol phosphate biosynthetic process. Gene Ontology annotation, cellular component: membrane; cytoplasm. Gene Ontology annotation, molecular function: 1-phosphatidylinositol 4-kinase activity. NCBI's taxonomy places the organism in Eukaryota, Metazoa, Chordata, Actinopteri, Gobiiformes, Gobiidae. The transcript is spliced from 14 exons.
UUAGCAACAGUUGGGCUCUGGCUAACCUAAUGCUAAAACUUCAGCGCUGGGUCCCGUGAAUAAAAGUUCGUGUUCGGGCUCUGGGCGGGUUCUCGAUAGUUUCGUGGUCCAGUCCGGGAUUGGGUCGUUUAGUUGAGUUUUUGUUUGACAGCUGUUGUUCCAAUGAUAAAGUUCCAGCAUGGGCUAAAACUGGAUUAGCCGCUAAAGCUAAGUGCUAAGUGUGGCUAAGCUAACACAACAAAUCCGAAGCUCCGUGUUUUGGUGUAAAAUGUCAGAGGGCUCCCUGUCCAUCAUCACAGAGGGAGAUCCGGAGCUCUUCAUCGACCCUGAAGUGGCUCUGAAGGCAUGUCAAGAAGUGCUGCAGUCACAUGACCUGAAGCAGAAAGGAGACGGAGAUGUCCCUGACGUCUCCGUUGACACAGGCCCUGCCUCUUCCUCUGAAAGCUCCACCUCUGCAAAGAACCCCAUCCCUUCCUCUAUGACACGACUCCACAAGCCCCGCCCCAAAGAUGUCUCGUCCAGUCAGCAGUCGUCGUGGCUUCUGCGCCUUUUCGAGUCUAAACUGUUUGAUGUUUCAAUGGCCAUUUCAUAUUUAUACAGCUCCAAAGACCCGGGGGUACAGGCGUACAUCGGCAACAGACUGUUCAGUUUUCUGGACUCUGAGGUAGACUUUUUUCUGCCGCAGCUGCUCAACAUGUAUGUGCACAUGGACGCGCACGUAGGCGACGCAAUCAAGCCCUACCUGGUGUACCGGUGCCACGGGUCCGUCCCCUUCAGUCUCACCUGUGCAUGGCUCUUGGGGGCCUACUCCAGCGACAUGCACCUGUCCACCCAGACCCACUCCAGAGGCUCGAAACUGAGGAAGCUCAUUUUGUCUGAUGAACUGCAACCCAGUGCACGUGCACGAGGGGCCAGGGGUGGGCACGUGAGUGGCCCUGUGCAUGUGAGCGAGCCCCGGAGUGUGCAUGUGGCGACCAGGCGUACACAUCAGGUAAGUACUUCAUUCAGAGAGAUCAGCAGUUUAACCCACAACCUCACUGAGAGGAGGAGACAGGAUAACCACUCUGCCGGUAUGUUUCAGCGUUCUAAGUCAGAUGCCACGGUGAGCCUCUCUGUCACUCCAAGCUCCAACCUCAAGAGGACCUCCUCCAACCCCCGAGUGGAGAGUCCAGAACAGCCUGUGCGCUUGGCCCCUCAGAGGGAGUUUGUAAAGUCCCUGCUCGGCAUCGGGAAGCGUUUGGCGACUCUCCCCACGAAGGAGCAGAAAACCCACAGGUUGAUCUCAGAACUGUCUCUGCUCAAUCACAAACUGCCCGCUCGAGUCUGGCUGCCCACAGCUACGUUCCAGCACCAUGUGGUCAGAGUGCCACACACACAGGCCGUGGUACUCAACUCUAAAGACAAGGCUCCAUACCUGAUCUACGUGGAGGUGCUGGAGUGUGAGGACUUUGAGAGCUCGAUGGUUCCGGUCCGGAUCCCUGAGACCCGGGUCCGGAUCACACGGUCUGUGGAGAACAUUGCUGUCGCUGCAGAAAGUGGCGACACCAGAACCGGGACGUUUUCCAUCGUCCCAAACUACGACAAUGACGAAGACGCCUGGAGUACGGAUGAUCUCGGAAUGCUACAGAUUCCUGAGGGACAUAGCUGUGACAACAUCAGCCAGUUUUCUGUGGACAGCAUCACAAGCACUGAGAGCCGCGAGACCGUCUACAUACAGGCCGGGGAUAUAAGACGCCGUCUGUCGGAGCAGUUGGCCCAGACUCCGACCUCAUUCAGAAAAGACCCUGAGGACCCCUCAGCUGUGGCUCUCAAGGAACCCUGGGAGGAGAAAGUCAGGAGGAUUCGGGAGGCAUCUCCGUACGGACACCUACCCACCUGGAGGCUGCUCUCUGUGAUUGUCAAGUGUGGAGAUGACCUCCGACAGGAGCUGCUCGCCUUCCAGGUGCUGCAGGUGCUACAGUGGGUCUGGGAGCAAGAACGUGUUCCUCUCUGGAUCAGACCAUACCGGAUCUUGGUGCUGUCCUCGGACUCAGGAAUGAUCGAGCCAGUUUUGAACGCUGUGUCUCUACAUCAGAUCAAAAAGCAGAGUCAGAUCCCUCUGUUGGACUUCCUGAUCCAAGAGCAUGGCCCUCAGACCUCAGAGGGGUUCCUCAGCGCACAGCGGGCCUUUGUGCAGUCCUGCGCCGGCUACUCUCUGGUUUGCUACUUGCUGCAGGUCAAGGACAGACACAAUGGGAACAUCUUGCUGGACUCUGAGGGACACAUCAUCCACAUUGACUUUGGCUUCAUCCUCUCCAGCUCCCCACGCAACCUGGGCUUCGAGACCUCUGCUUUCAAACUCACCACUGAGUUUGUGGAUGUGAUGGGAGGUCCAGAUGGAGAUAUGUUUAAUUACUACAAGAUGCUGAUGCUUCAGGGACUCAUUGCAGCUCGGAAACACAUGGAUAAGGUCCUACAGAUCGUGGAGAUCAUGCAGCAAGGGUCUCAGCUGGCCUGUUUCCACGGCAGCAGCACCCUGAGAUCACUGAAGGAGCGCUUCCACAUGAGCCUGACGGAGGAGCAGCUCCAGCUCUUGGUGGAGACGCUGGUGGAGGGCUCCAUGAGGUCCCUGACGACCCGACUGUAUGACGGCUUCCAGUACCUUACCAAUGGCAUCAUGUAGAGAGUCCAGAAACCAGGACUUAAACUGGACUGAACCUGAACUGAACCGGGACUACACUAGAAUUACACCAAGAUUAAACCAAGAUUAAAGUAAGACUGAAUCUGGACUAAAACAGGACAAAACCAGUCCAGAAGCAGGACAAAAACCAGUCCAGAAGCAGGACAAAAACCAGUCCAGAAGCAGGACAAAAACCAGUCCAGAAGCAGGACAAAAACCAGUCCAGAAGCAGGACAAAAACCAGUCCAGAAGCAGGACUAAAACCAGUCCAGAACCUGGACUAAAACCAGUCCAGAACCUGGACUAAACAAGCCUCUACGAUGGCUUCCUGUAUAUCACCCAAAGAAUCAUAUAGACCUCCAAAACCAGGUCAAAAUGUGGCCUGAAACAGGACUAAAUCAAGUCUGACCGAGAGAAGUAGCUGUUGACGGUGAAAACUAUGCAAGACCAGGACUGGGUCUGAACCAGGUCCAAUCCUGAUCAAAAGAGUUUUAGUUGUUUUAAUGAACUUAAUGUUGUUUUGUGUUUCAUUUAAAUCUUCUGUCUCUGUUACCAGCCCUGUGCAGCGUGGACUACGACUCCCACAAUGCAAUGAACCACUGGGUCUGUCAUUUCCUGAUUCAGCACCUUUUUUAUUAACCACUUUAGAAUUUUGUGUACUGCCCAAUGAUCAAAGUUAGCAGUUUUACAUUUCUCUUUUCUCAUGUUUAUUACUAUGGUAAAUACAUAUGUUUAGAGUUAGUAUUCAUCAGUAAAAAGUAAUCACGAUCACUCAAAUCUCAGAUGUGGUUGGUGCAGGUGCUGUAGUUACUAGUAACCACAUCUCUUGGGCCAAAGUUUAUGAGGAAGAAACGGGACAAAUCUGAUAAUUCGGGCAGCGACAGACUCCUCUUUAUUUCAUUCCUGUCUCCUUGGUUCCUUUUGCUCUUGGUUCCUCCUUCCUCCCUUUGCCUCCUGAUAUGUCUCCUUGUUUCCUUUC